CUCGAACCCAGCAACAUGAAAUUCUUCGCUGUCCUUUCGCUCGCCCUUUUGGCUGUGGCCUCGGCCGAUGUUAGCCAUUUGGCCAACACCUAUCUGCCUCCUCGCUCGGGUGCCGCCUCCACCAGCUACGAGUCCUACCAGGCUGCUCCUGCCGCCGAGACCUACGAGGCACCCGCCGCCGCUUCCACCUAUGAGUCUGAGUCUUACUCUGCUCCAGCUGCCUCCUACACCAGCGAAUCCUAUGCCGCUCCAGCUGCUGCUGAGACCACCUCUUAUGCUGAGACCGCUGCCGAGGAGACCUACGCCCAGCCUGCUGCUUCCUAUGUGGCUCCAGUCGUGAAGACCACCUACUCUGCCCCAGCUGUGUCCAGCUACUCUGCCCCAGCUGUGUCCCACUACUCGGCUCCGGCUGUCUCUACCUACACUGCCCCGGCUGUGACCAAGACCUACUCGGCGCCCGCUGUGGUCAAGAGCUACUCCGCCCCGGCUGUGUCCAGCUACUCGGCUCCCGCUGUUGUGAAGACUUACACCGCUCCCGCUGUCUCCCACUACACUGCUCCGGCUGUGACCAAGACCUACUCGGCUCCAGCUGUGUCCUACUCUGCCCCGGCUGUGGUUAAGACCUACUCUGCCCCAGCUGUGUCCAGCUACUCCGCUCCUGCCGUGUCCCACUACACUGCCCCCGUGGUGGCCAAGACCUACACUGCUCCUGCUGUGGUCAAGAGCUACUCCGCUCCUGCUGUGGUCAAGAGCUACUCCGCUCCCGCUGUGUCCCACUACACUGCUCCUGCUGUUUCUACCUACACUGCCCCCGUGGUGGCCAAGACCUACUCGGCCCCAGCUGUGUCCAGCUACUCCGCACCGGCUGUGGUCAGCAGCUACUCCGGAUCCUCCGCCGGCACCGUGUACGGUUCCAACGGUGGAUACGUCUACUAGAGAGACUGGGAUUCCAAAACGAAACUAAU
Molecule: messenger RNA, 965 nt
Organism: Drosophila kikkawai
Lineage: Eukaryota; Metazoa; Arthropoda; Insecta; Diptera; Drosophilidae
Product: cuticle protein 16.5
Biological process (GO): positive regulation of transcription by RNA polymerase II
Cellular component (GO): RNA polymerase II transcription regulator complex
Molecular function (GO): transcription coactivator activity
Source: RefSeq, a predicted model, not a curated record